GGGGUCAGGGGCCGCCAGAUGGCGUAGGAUCAGCUGCUGGUGGUGGUGAUACCGGGUCCCCCGCCUAUGGCGCCGGCGCAGCGCUGCCCUCUGUGCCGCCAGACCUUCUUCUGUGGUCGCGGGCACGUCUACAGCCGCAAGCACCAGCGGCAGCUGAAGGAGGCUUUGGAGAGGCUCCUGCCCCAGGUGGAGGCGGCCCGCAAGGCCAUCCGCGCCGCUCAGGUGGAGCGCUACGUGCCGGAACACGAGCGAUGCUGCUGGUGCCUGUGCUGCGGCUGUGAGGUGCGGGAACACCUGAGCCAUGGAAACCUGACGGUGCUGUACGGGGGGCUGCUGGAGCAUCUGGCCAGCCCUGAGCACAAGAAAGCAACCAACAAAUUCUGGUGGGAGAACAAAGCUGAGAUCCAAAUGAAAGAGAAGUUUCUGGUCACUCCCCAGGAUUAUGUACGAUUCAAGAAAUCCAUGGUGAAAGGUUUGGAUUCCUACGAAGAAAAGGAGGAUGAGGUGAUCAAGGAGAUGGCAGCUCAGAUCCGCGAGGUGGAGCAGAGCCGGCAGGAGGUGGUUCGGUCUGUCUUAGAGCCUCAGGCAGUGCCAGACCCAGAAGAGGGCUCUUCAGCACCUAGAAGCUGGAAAGGGAUGAACAGCCAAGUAGCUUCCAGCUCACAGCAGCCCUCAAACUUGGACCUGCCACCAGCUCCAGAGCUUGACUGGAUGGAGAUAGGACCAUCUCUGACAUUCAUUGGCCAUCAGGAUAUACCAGGAGUUGGUAACAUCCACUCAGGUGCCACACCUCCCUGGAUGAUCCAAGAUGAAUACAUCGGUGGGAACCAAGAAAUAGGACCAUCCUAUGAAGAAUUUCUUAAAGAAAGUAAGUAA
Molecule: messenger RNA, 876 nt
Organism: Mandrillus leucophaeus (drill)
Lineage: Eukaryota; Metazoa; Chordata; Mammalia; Primates; Cercopithecidae
Gene: CENATAC
Product: coiled-coil domain containing 84
Exons: 9
Coding region: 67-876 (269 amino acids)
Source: RefSeq, a predicted model, not a curated record